AUUAUCUUGAAUAUGAAUAGGAUAUUCGUUUCAAGGUUACCUUUGUUCCUUGUUAAAAGGGAUAGGGCUCUGUCCGUCACGUGGACCGACUCUUCACCGCCUGGGCAGCUUUUGUCUCAAAGAGCCGGCAAAAUAAAUAUCUUGGCUGGUAACAAAACACUGGCUCCGACUCGCAGUUCUCCUCCGAUUUCCUCCCCAAAACAAGAGGGGGCGUCGCAAGUAUGCCUCCCAAGGCUGUCAAGGGAGAAUACAUAGAAACUGACACUGGAAACAAGGUCUCCCGCCGAUCCCAAGUACACGGAACCCAACACAUCAUUCUCGGCGGCAAGACAGUCAUCCAAGCCGACGUGUGCAUCCGCGGUGACCUAUUCAGGCAGCAAUCUGAUCACCAAGUAUCCACAUCCUCCAACCCAGCGCCAGCUAGCCCUGCCGUCGCUGUCUCAAUAGGUCGCUACACAUACCUCUCACGCUCCUGCCUCCUCCGCCCGCCCUCGCGUCUACAUCGUGGUGUGCAUUCAUUCUACCCGUUGAAAAUUGGCGACCAUGUUUUUGUUGGGGAGAAGGCAGUCGUGGAGGCGGCCACAGUUGGCAACCAUGUGCAUAUUGGAAAAGAAGCGGUGAUAGGGUCUAUGGCUAUCCUGAAGGAUUAUGUCGUUGUGUUAGACGGCGCGGUGGUGCCACCGGGGAUGGUGGUGCCGAGUUGGUGCGUUGUGGGAGGCAGGCCGGCUAGGGUUGUUGGGGAAAUCGGGGAAGGCUAUGGAAUUGAGGGGGGUGAAGGUGGACUGGCGAGAGAGAGAUAUAGGAAUGUUGGAAAAUAAAAGGUUAUGUAUUCAAUUUUAUCUCUGUUCUUUUCAUGGGUUGUACGGCGUUGGGUGACUCCGGGGUUUGAUUUUGAGAUACUGGUCACAGUAUAUUAUGAUUGGGGUUUUAAGGGAUAUGGUCCAGAGGCAGACCUGCUGGUAACUCACCUGUAUUUUAGUACCGAAACAACGGAAAUUUCGAUCGACUGACAUUGGAUUGAUAUAAUGUAGCUUACUGGAUGUGUUUCACGCAUGGUUGAAAAAUCUUCCAUAUGCUCUGUUAAGCGUCCAUGGUCUAAUUAUCAGUGAAAAUGAAUAUUACAAAACCAUAUAUUGGGUGGAAAAUAUCAUACGGGAACCCCAUACAAAGAAAUGAAAGUAACAAAGGGGAUAUCAUAAGGAAAAUAAUUUCGGGGUGAACAAGGAAAACACAAAAUAAAUGCAUACGGUGGAAAUAUCAUGUGACGAGGAUCGCAAAUAGAAAAACGAAAAUGAACAGUAAGAAAAGACAAAAGUGGUCAAUGCUGCGUUGACUCAUGACAGAAGGAAGGUAGAGAAGUAGACGGAGAAAAAGGUUCGGGCCGAGCACUGGUAGAGAAAUAAUGCCCUAGGCAUACUGAAAAGUAUCAGGUGUACAGCGGCGGGUGCACGAGGUAGAUGUUCAAGGAGUUGGUAUGAGGCCGUGGACAUUAGCUGAUGGAGUUUAUUUAAUUUGCUUUUGUGGUUGAGACUUAACGUUGUUGGAGAGCCAGCCCUAGUUAUUAAUGUUAGUUCU
Blastomyces dermatitidis ER-3 is the source of this 1575-nucleotide messenger RNA. Its product is annotated as dynactin 5. The record is from RefSeq and is a predicted model, not a curated record. The transcript has 2 exons. Lineage: Eukaryota; Fungi; Ascomycota; Eurotiomycetes; Onygenales; Ajellomycetaceae. Bases 222 to 818 code for a protein of 198 amino acids.